Messenger RNA from Homarus americanus (American lobster), 564 nucleotides. Its product is annotated as basic proline-rich protein-like. The transcript has a single exon. The coding region runs from base 1 to 564 and encodes 187 amino acids. The record is from RefSeq and is a predicted model, not a curated record. NCBI's taxonomy places the organism in Eukaryota, Metazoa, Arthropoda, Malacostraca, Decapoda, Nephropidae.
AUGCCCCUAGGGACCCUCCUACAGGGGCAGCGGCGCCCCCAAGGAUCCUCCAAGGAGCGACGUCGCCCCCAAACGUCCUUUCCACGGACAGCAGCUCCCCCAGGGAACCUGCCAAGGACCCUCCAAGAGGUGGCGGCACCCCCAGGAACGGCAGCGCCCACAGGGACCCUCCAAGGGGCGCCAGCACGCUCAGGGACCCUACCAGGGGCGGUGGUGACCCCAGGGACCCUUCCCAGGGGCCUUCUCAGGGGCGGUGGCUUCCUCAGCAACUUUCCUAGGUGUGUUGACGCUCUCGGGACCCUCUUAGAAGCGUCGACGCCCCCAAAACCCCCCCAGAAACGGCGGCGCCCCCAGGGUGCCACCCAAUUAGGACAGAGCCCCCUGGGACCCUCCCAGCAGCAGCGGCCUCCCAGGGACUUUCUCAGGGGCAGGGAGCCCCCACCAGCCCUUCCAGAGCUGGUGGAGUUCCCAGCGGCUCUCCCAGACUCUGCGGCACCCCCAGGGAUAGCAACACCCCCAGCGACCCUCCCAGGAGCAGCAAUUCCCUCCAAAACCCUCACAUAG